Ixodes scapularis (black-legged tick) is the source of this 1900-nucleotide messenger RNA. Its product is annotated as sorting nexin-24-like. The record is from RefSeq and is a predicted model, not a curated record. The transcript has a single exon. NCBI's taxonomy places the organism in Eukaryota, Metazoa, Arthropoda, Arachnida, Ixodida, Ixodidae. Gene Ontology annotation, molecular function: phosphatidylinositol phosphate binding. Bases 141 to 641 code for a protein of 166 amino acids.
CGCCUCUGCCAUCUUUGCUCGAUUACCGUUCGAGCGCUUUAAACCUUCAAACAUGGCGGAGAUGUGUCACUCUCAGUCUUAUUCGACCUUCUCGUUUUCAUAAUUACUUCCGCUGUAGGUCCAAAGAAAGUGCCCCAGAUAUGAUCCGAGUUUUCGUGCCAAACUACCGUCAAGUCUACGCCCCGAACGGCCGCCAGUACGUCGUCUACUGCGUCGAAGUAACCGUGUCGGGGGUGUGUCACAAGCUGGAGCGGCGUUACAGGACAUUUCACGCCCUCCACAAGAAAGUGAAACGGAUGCUGGGCAACCGAGCCCCGAGCGGUUUUCCACCGAAGCGGCUACGAAGCCUCAACCCGAAGCUUCUCGAACAGCGACGGAUCGGCCUGGAACACUACCUGCAGAAUCUUGUGAGAGUUCCCACGUUGUCCAAUCAGCUGUUGUCGUUCCUCGAAGUGCCCACGCCGAUGUCGCCAGCAGCGAGCGUCGCUUCGAACGACAGCGACGAACAAGAGUUUAAACCGCUUCAUCAGCCCGUGCUGGGCUUCGUCAAGGAUCCUUACCCGGAUACGUCGAGCAGUGAUUCGUUGCCCGAUAUCGUGAUGCAAGGUGUCAUGACGGGGCUAUUUGGCUACGACGACUAGAACCGCUUGGUUCUACGCUCUUGUAAAAGCCAUGUUCGGGGAGAUCAGCUCGUAGAACGAGUUUCAGGGUGUGUUUUGACUCGUGGGAGAGUUGCUCGUUUGAGCAAUCGGGUGUUACAGUCGUAAUUGGUGGGUGUCACAACUUACGAAAUGACAAUUUAUGAUCUGCGCAAGUUAGACUUGUUAGCUAUCGUGGUGAGUGACGAAACCUCGCUCAUUUUUGUCAUGGUUCGUGCACGACUUUAUGAUAGUGUCAUGACCCUGAAGGUGCUUAGAGGUAAGCUCUGCUAGGGGCCAUGUAUGCCGCAAUAUGUGCGGAGUUCUGGCAUUGGGCGUAAAACUUACGAAAACAUUGUCACACCAACUGAUUUUUGAUCUGACAAUUACUAAUGGCUGCUACAAACUAUUGGGAAUUGUUUUUGAGCUUUAUCUCUCAACCUCCUUAUUAUUGCUAGUAAAUGUGAUAAAUAGUGCAGAUGUCAUUUAUAGACAUGUUUACUUUGACAACAGACAUAAGAAAUAAUAUUAAAUAAUUUGUGUUAAAAUAUAACAAAAAAAACCUGCCAUUGUUAUUCUCAGUUUGAGCUUAGAUGGACCGUAGAGUAUGCUAGGAUCCAUUGAAGCCAAUCAUAUGUCAUGCCAGUGUCACAUGAGCUUUGGAAGGCGUGCUGUGGUGCAUGGGGUACAGUCAUGCGGUAUGUUUGCAGCACUGAAUUGGCCGAGAUGGCUUGUAGUGUCCGCUGCCGUCCAUCGUAAGCUGAAACAGUAUGACCAAGACCUGUUCUCCCGGCGGCCUUAGCACUCUGGACAAUCUUUUUGUCACUUCCAGUCUUCCUGGAACUGAAAUUCAACCAGAGAUUGCUAUUAGCUUAAGAGUAUAUUCUGAAAUCAACUGGCUUCCUAGUAUAUUGCGGCCACUAGUUCUCAAAUUUCCUUACUGCACCACGUCUGUUUGUCGUUCAUUAAUUACGGGAGUCAGUUUUGCCGGCGAGUUCUUUCAGAAUUUAUCACACUGUAACCAUGUCGCAGGAUUCAUUCAACUGUGCACAUUUAACGUUUGUUUUUCUGCUUUUGUUCUUCUAUUUCUUGUUAACAUUGUAUCGAGUCUAAGCUAAAAAUACUACCUAUUCUGUACAUGCUUCUACAUCUUUAUAUUUUGUUGAUUUAUGUAUAGUUUAUGAUGUUGUUAAGACUGUCCAAUUGCUACUUAUUGAAUGUAAGCACUCUGCAAAGAUGAAAUAUCAACCUUUGAAUGCUUG